UGGAAUGUCAAAUCGGCAAGAAGAAGCAUUUCAUAUACAAAAAUUCAAACUAAAAACCUUGUGAAAUCGAAAUGUCCGAGGCAGCGUCCACCGAUGCAGUUGCUCCGCCGGCGGCGCCGGUCUCCAAGCUGACCAAUGCCCAGAAGGCGCGCAUCGAGCGGAAUCUGGCGAAGGCGCAGAAGCUGCGGGAGGCCAAGCUGGUUUUGCAUCCCUUCAAGGAUUUGGCCAGCAACAAGGACGGCAGCCACCCGGAGGCGGCUCUCAGCCAGGGCAGCUCCGUGAUCAAGGUGCAGGGCACCAAGUACAUCGAUUCCGGCGGCGGCUUCCUGCUGGAGCAGCCCGUUCUGCCCACCGCUCCAGGAGCACCAGGUGCAGCUGGUCUCAACCGGUCCGCCGAGGAGGCGCCGCCCAUCCUGGACGACGCCAUCGCCAUUCCCGUGCAGUACGAGGAGUGCCUGGAGUGUGGCGACAUGUACGCCGACUCGUAUCUGUUCAACAACUUCGGGCACUCGGUGUGCGACAAGUGCCGGGACAACGAGGAUCGCCACGCCCUGAUCACCCGGACGGAGGCCAAGGCGGAGUACCUGCUGAAGGACUGCGACUUCGACAAGCGGGAGCCCAGGCUGCGCUACAUCAGCCGCAAGAAUCCGCACAACGUGCGCUGGGGCGAGAUGAAGCUCUAUCUCCACCUGCAGAUCCACCAGCGCGCCCUGGAGGUCUGGGGCAGCGAGGAGGAGCUGGUGCGCCAGCACGAGGCCCGCGAGGACAAGCGCGAGGUGGGCAAGGCGCGCAAGUACAACAAGCAGAUGAAGCAGCUGCGCAUGGAGGUGCGCAGCAGCAUCUACACCAAGAAGACGCACGCCGUCCACGAACACGAGUUCGGGCCGGACACCUACGACGAGGCGGAGGACACCUACACGCACACCUGCCUCACCUGUCCGUACAGCGAGACCUACGAGAAGAUGUAG
Molecule: messenger RNA, 968 nt
Organism: Drosophila takahashii
Lineage: Eukaryota; Metazoa; Arthropoda; Insecta; Diptera; Drosophilidae
Gene: Xpac
Product: DNA repair protein complementing XP-A cells homolog Xpac
Biological process (GO): UV-damage excision repair; nucleotide-excision repair, DNA damage recognition; base-excision repair
Cellular component (GO): nucleotide-excision repair factor 1 complex
Molecular function (GO): damaged DNA binding
Source: RefSeq, a predicted model, not a curated record